CGCGUAGCUGGGCAACGGGCGGCGGCGGCGAAAGCGUGAUUGUGGAAAUGAGUGUCCCGGAACAAAAACAAAACAUCAGAGAUAGCAUUGAGCAGCAUUUAUCCACCACUUUUCUCGUCUCUCUGUGGAAUAAAACAUGUAAACAAUCGGGCACAACCGUCUCCAGACUUUGUGCUCGCCAAUAAAGACAAACAUCAUGACCGAGGACGAAAACUGUAAGCCGCCCCAGUCACCCAGGAGCUCUACCAAGAAGAAGAAGAAGAAGAAGAAAAGAAAGAAAGCCACUGUUUCCAUCACUUCUGCAGAAAAUACAGAGAAACCUCAUGCUGUAUCUUUGCCUCCUGAGACCUUGCUGGUGUCUCUGCUGUACCCACAGAGUCCGGCCCAGCCUCAAGGCCAGCUGCCCAAGCUCAGAGCAACCAGUAAGGACAGAGAGCGGCUCGUCGGCAGUGGCCAGAGCAGCAAAAAACACCCCAAGGACUCACCAUCCCUGCUGACAGAGACAAACAAUAACAGUGGCAGUGGAUCUCCGGAGCAGGGGUACGCAGCAGAGCUCAGCACCCAGGCCAGGGAGAGCCUGAGGUGGGAGGGAGUGCUGGAGGACCCCCAGGCUGAGGAGAAGAGGCUGGAGCUGUACAAGGCCAACCGACGGCAGCGUUACAUCUCACACAGAGAGGCUGUGGUAAAAGAAACCCAGAAAGACUGACCGACGGGAGCAAAGACUGACUCAAAGAAUCAAAAGAGAAGCUGUAUGCUGUUAGUCAUCUCAGGAUUUAUUUGUUCACAGUUUAAAACAGAUUUAGCCAAAUGUGAGACACAGAGUGAAGAUGUUUGGGCAUUGUUAAGAAGUUAAGAAGAGGAUUCAAUACCCUGAUACAAAGGCUUUUUCUGUGAGGUACAAAAUACGAAUCCACAACGCCGCAACUCUCAAUGGACGAGGACGGGUCGUCCGCCUGCUGAAUGGGGGUCUGUUAAAAACUUAACCUGCUUCUAAAUUAUGUAACACGUCUAGAAAAGACUCAAAGUCAAUCUUUGAGGACUGAAACCCGAUCAGGAUAAUACCACCCCCUCACAUCUGUGUGUCCACAGGUCAGAGAGGCAGAGGAGGGUUAAAUGGAUGGGGGUGAGGGUCACAUGACAUUUCUUUUCCACCACUAUAUUGUAAGAACUUUAAAUAUACGUUGUUGGUGUUUUUGUGGAGUUGAAUGCGCUCCUAUGCUGUCACACUAUCAAAUAAAAUGUGUUACUUUUAAGCAUUUUGGCUGAUUUAAUGCUAAUUAAAGUCCCGAUAAAGUCCUAUUUCUUGUCUCUCUUUAAUGGUUAACUAUAAAAAGAGAUCUUCAAAAACACUAAAAUCUUAUAUUCUCAUAGGUUGCAAAACAAUAUUUUCAGUGUAAAGAUUUAAUUCUGUUGCCAUGAUGUUGAUGUAAGUUUGUUUCCUUACACAUAAGGAGUUUGACUGUUGCUUCUUGUAUCCUGGCAAGCUACUGAGUCACUGCUGCCGUUGUGCCAUGUAAUUAUAAAACUGGAUAUAAACAAAGA
Messenger RNA from Dicentrarchus labrax (European seabass), 1542 nucleotides. It is a transcript of the gene cunh17orf97, whose product is annotated as chromosome unknown C17orf97 homolog. Gene Ontology annotation, biological process: protein arginylation. The record is from RefSeq and is a predicted model, not a curated record. NCBI's taxonomy places the organism in Eukaryota, Metazoa, Chordata, Actinopteri, Moronidae. Bases 197 to 706 code for a protein of 169 amino acids. The transcript is spliced from 2 exons.